GACCUGCUUUCAACCAGCUGGGUAAAUAUGGCGUCUGUCUCGACGUGUAAAAAUUGUACUUUUCAUACUUUUUUAGCGUUUGUAGCGCUUGCCAUGCAAUAUUAAAUGCAGUUUAAGUAUUAGAAAUGCUGAAUUAUAAAGACACAAGUCGUGGAAACCUCAAACGGGGCGGGAGAGGCGCGUUUUUUGUGAGGAUGGUUUACAUUUUCUUCUGCACAUGAAUGGAACUGUCUACCGCGGACAUUGAUUUGCGCAAGACAACUGCCUUUGUUACAGGCGACAUGGGUUAUGUCCCAGCUUGGUUUGUGCUUAAAUGAAAAAAUGUUAAGUCAGUGUGUUGAGUAAAAUAACUUGGCUGCUUGUAAAAUGGUGUCGUUUAGUGGAGCCUGGCUACAAGCCUUUAAAAUGUGUCUCAGCUGUUUGUUCAUCAAUCUUUAAAAGUAAACCCUGUUGUUUUGCGGAAUCUGAUGUGGUGAAUGCCACUAUGAUAGGUUCACCUGACGUGGUGGCUUUUACUAAAGAGGAUGACUAUGGCCAGUCAAAUCCAGAUCCCUGGCCUGCCCUCCCAGAAGAGUUUUCUAUUCCCCUUUAUCCACCGGUGGACUCAAACCCAUGGUCCAAAACGUCCUAUGCCAAAUUCACAAAAGACUUUAUACUCAUCUCUGAGUUUUCUGAACAAGUGGGACCUCAGCCUCUCCUCACUAUUCCAGAUGAGCCUAAAGUAUGUGGUACCUUUGAUCUCAACUAUUUCUCCCUGCGUAUCAUGUCUGUGGACUACCAAGCCUCAUUUGUGGGACACCCACCUGGCAGUGGAUACCCAAGGCUCAGUUUUGUAGAGGACUCUCGAGUGGUGCUGGGUGACUCUAAGGAAGGGGCAUUUGCCUAUGUCCAUCACCUCACUCUUUAUGACCUGGAAGCCAGGGGUUUUGUGCGACCUUUUUGCAUGGCAUACGUUUCAGCUGAUGAGAGGAAAAUCAUGUUACAGUUUCAGGAGCUGUCACUCCGCUUCUCACAGGCUUCUGAGUGUUUGAAGGCAGGAAACAGGAGGGCCUUCGCCAAGGAACUACAGAGGAAGCUUCAGGAUUUAGAGUACACCCACUCAGUGCUUCAGCGAGAAGAGGGUCUCCAAAGAGAGGCGGGUCCUCAGACCAGAUACUCCGCACAUGCUGUGGAGAAGGCAAAUGAGUUGGCAAAUGUAGAAAAGAGCAUCUAUGAACACAGAGAUCUGCUGAAGCAGAUCACUUCAUACCAUCGACGUCCACGUCGAGAUCCGCAUGCCGCCACGUGUCACAAAUGCAUGAGUGAGUGUUUGGCAGAGUGUGAAGAUUUGUUGGAGAAAUUCUCCAAACUUGCUGGACCAUUAGGCUGCACGAGUAGAAGAGAGAGUGGUGAAGAGGGCCAAAUUGACGGUGAAGCAGGUGAAGAUGAAAUGGAGGAAGAUGAGGAGGGUGUAAGGCGCAGGCCGUCAUACACACCACAACUCAUCAGAGCUAAAUCUGCCAAAUGUUUUGACAAACGUCUAAAAACCCUCCAAGAGCUUUGUGAUGAGAGGUUUUAUGAGGCGUCGAUGGAACUCCUCAAAGAGACUGAGAGGAGUUUUCGAGGUGAUCUGUGUUACCUGCACACAUGUCGUCUGGACAGGGCGCUACGCAAGAAACAGACACUUACUAACUUUCUAUUUGAGGAAGAAGUCUGCGAUAAUAAUGAGGAUGAAGUGAUAAUACGCCCAUUUUGUCCUGUGAAUCAUUCUGUAGAAUCUUCCACUGUUUUAAAACCACCUCAUAUUUUACUGGCACCAGAGCCUUUAGAUGGCACCGCUGAGCCAUUCUCUGAGACCAGCCACACUCUGGAGAGUGAGCUGGGACCUGGGGAGAGCCAACUGGAGUCCUCACCAUCAGACCAGACUCUAGAAACUCAGGAUAGCUCCGAGGAGACCAAAGGCAGCUACAGCAGUGGAAACAGUAGGACCAAACAACCACACUAUCUAGACACUGUAAAAUCUGAGGUUCCGGAUCUGGAUUCAGACUUGACUCCUGACCAUGAAAGAGAGAGUAGCAGUGAGGACAUGGAGACCACUGUUGGAGAUGAUGAGGGGGACAAUGGGGACCACACACCUAUGUCUUUACUGGAGCCAAAUGGAGAAUGUGAAGAGACUCCUGUGGAGGUUUGCGAGUCAGACCUAUUGCUCCCAAUAGAUACAACAUGUUGCAUGGCCCAAGAUGGCUUCAUUUAUGAGGACUUAUCUGUAGAUAUAGCAGCUGAAUCACAACAUAACACUAGUGCACAGCCACCACAAACACUGGUGGUGAAUCAGGAACCACAGGCAUUGCAUUUGCUGCAGGACCACUACACUGUGGGCUCUCCCUCAAAGAGCUCUGGAUUGGAACUACCUGUGGGCCAGCAUGCAGACUCAGUCUCUCGUAUGUCAGUGGAGGAUGGCUCCGACUGCACUAUGAGUGCUUCUACUGGGUCAGAUCGAGCAGUCUCCCCCAUUGGAUAUGCAGGAGUGGUGACGUUGCGACAGAAGAAAAAGGCCGGGCAGGGAGCUCUGCGGUUUGUUCGACAGUAUCCGUUUGCCAUGCAGGCACUGUGGUGUCUGCUGAGUGGGCGAACACUGGUGGUGUUUGGGGAAGAUGAGGGAAGAGUCCGCAAACUGGUGUCAGCACUCGCCCUCUUUGUGCCUGGCCCUGGGAAAUGUGCAGAAAGAGUUCAGGCCUGGAUGUCUGGCCCCUUCAGCCUCAGUGACAUCUACCGCUGGAAACUAAUUGGACUGCAAAGAGUAACCUCUCCGGUGGGUUCCAGCACGCUUUAUUCACUAUCACGCUACAGUCGCUACAUCUCUAUCCUGGACAUCGAUCAGAAGACAUUGCAUUGCCCUCCAUACCGUGGCCAGUUACUUUCAAACAUGGCUAACCACCGUACUUACAUCCGCCGUGGCUCCACCUAUUUUCUGCACCUCCAGAGCAUGCUGUGUCAGCUGGCAGCCAAAGCAUUCCUGUUGACGUUCACCCACCACCUUCACCUGCCUGUCAGCUCUGAGGAGGGCACUGAGGUGGUGCAGGGACGGCGUCACUGCUUCCUUCAGGAACAGCUGGGUCUGGGUGAAGAGGAUAGUCAGAUUUUGCUCUAUCUCAGCCAGCUCAUCACCCAGUACUACCUGCAACCCCCGACUGAAAGCUGCACAGCCCCACCAUGCUUUUUUUUUAAAUAUACUACCAGCGUUUUAUACAAGAUCUAAAUUCACUGUUUUUAGCUGGAACUGACUGAGUUCAAGGACCAAAUCAUGUAGUAAACUUUUAGAACAAAUGUGUCUGUGCUGAUUAUUUUAACAGUUGUUCUGUAAAUGUUUGUUUUGCAGCUUGGUCUCUGAAUCAAUCUUUGUUGUCACUGAGACAUGUGAUUGCCAGAUUGAAAAUACUAUUGUGCUGUUUUAAGAAGCUUGAUUCUAUUUCAUUUCAUACAUCCACAAGUGUUGAACUGGAUAACUCAGGCUCUAUCUGAUCCAGAUUGCCAACUGUUCACAUCACUGUGUUUUAACACAUCAAUCACUAUGAUUGUUGUGAGUGCGACAUAGUAUGAAAUGUAUAUAAUUUACUGGAUUACUGUUGGAUUACGGUACUUGGAUAUACUGGCAUUAUCUAAUUGUUAUAGCUGGUUUUGUGAUUUCCGUAGUAAAAGCCAGAACAUUUUCAUUCUAGUGGAUUGAUAGGAUACAUAGGAUGAUUGUAUAUCAAAAAUGCUUUAAGAGCAUGAAUUAAACAUUCGCUGAGACUACUUUUGGUUGCAUGAGAAUGUGUAUCCGCAGUGUAAGCUCAGACACGUCAUUUAGCAUGUUUAAGUGUAGAGCAAGCGGCAGCCAAAGAUUUAUGUUGGCGAGCAUUUCAUUGAUGUUAAUCAAGUUGUUCCAGGGAAGUUUAAAGUGACUUAUGGCCCAAAUGUAUCAAAUGCUGUGUUGUCUUAAAUUUGUGCAAGAAUGUGGUGUCAGCAUGAGCCUGUGUUGUGACAGGGUGAGUCGGUGUUCUGAUCAUAUGGCUGUUUCUAUUAGUUAUCAUAUAUAAAUUCCAAAAGAUAAUUGUUUGUUGGCUGUGUAGACAAAGGAAAUCUGGAAUCCAGUCACUUUGGCCAGUUUGUUACUGAAAAAGCUCAUUUUGUUGUUUUUCUUAUACAUUAUGCUGUUUGUCUCUUUGGAAGAGCUGUAAUUCUUUAUCAACUGUAUUUAGGACUCUGAAGUCGUAAAGGUCAACCUGUUGGAUAAUGGCUGUUUAAAAUGUAUGACAUUUUCACUCUAUUCACUCUCUUUAUUAACAUGUUAAUACUUGUGUGACAUCUUUUUGUUCUUUUUUGCACUGAAUUUUAUUUAUAGCCUAAUGCAAAAAGGUGAUUGUAAUCCAAAUAAGCCAUACCAGAGUGUUUAAACAAGUCUGUGUUUUUAUAUUUCUGUUUCAUGCCAGUUCAUGUAUUGUGUAAUAUUUGUCUUAUAAUAAGAGGCAUCAUUGUAUUUUAAUUUAAACUGUGUUAAAAUGGUCUUCACAUUUAAUGUAACAUUUUAAGAUCUGUUUUUUGAUUAAAUUAUUUCAAAU
Messenger RNA from Periophthalmus magnuspinnatus, 4580 nucleotides. RefSeq names its product Smith-Magenis syndrome chromosome region, candidate 8a (gene smcr8a). The record is from RefSeq and is a predicted model, not a curated record. NCBI's taxonomy places the organism in Eukaryota, Metazoa, Chordata, Actinopteri, Gobiiformes, Gobiidae. Gene Ontology annotation, cellular component: guanyl-nucleotide exchange factor complex. The transcript is spliced from 3 exons. Bases 485 to 3238 code for a protein of 917 amino acids. Gene Ontology annotation, molecular function: GTPase activator activity.